AACUUAUAGCUAGUUGAGUUUUUGGUCUCUGAAGGCCUUCGGAGCCGCAUGUUCGCCCAGUGAACAGGUAAAUGCAAAUCUAAAGAAAAAACUCAGAGCUUUGAGGUAUGCGUGCGCUCUUUGGCUGAAGGCUGGGUUACGACUUCGCCUGGAGCGCAAGAGGGGGGAAAACGGUGGAGCCAAUGGGAAGGCAGCUUCCAGCCCAGCUCUCUAUAACUCUGUGUCACAGGGGCUGAGCGAUGCCACAACUAAGUUUCUGCAGCUGGGAGAGUUUCAGUGGACUAUAGGCUCUUCAAAGCUGUGCGUUCAAAGAGCGCGCAUACACCAAUUCUUUAUUGCGAUUUGGCUUUGCGCACUCCACAACGAAAUAAUCCACCAGUGGACUUCCUUUACUCUGGAGGGCUGCUUUCACCAUGAGCGCCGGACAGACGUAUGAGAAGAAGAUUGCGUGUAUUUUGACCGAUCUGCCAGGAUCUAUGAGUUGCCACCCGAACUCCAAGGACUCUCCUACUCUGCCCGAGUCUUCAGUGACGGACAUGGGCUACUACAGCGGACAGACGGCCCACGGCCAGCACGAAUAUUAUCAGAGUCAACCGUACGGACAGCCCAUGAACUCUUACCAUCAUCAGUUUAAUCUGAACGGAAUGGGAGCUGCUGGAGCGUACGGCACCAAGUCUGAGUACCCCUACACAAAUAGCUACAGACAGUACGGACAUUACAACAGAGAACACCUGCAGGCCUCACCUCCGGGCUCAGUGAAAGAAGAGCCAGAGCCUGAGGUCCGCAUGGUGAAUGGAAAACCGAAAAAGAUCCGCAAGCCGAGGACGAUCUACUCCAGCUACCAGCUCGCUGCUCUGCAGAGGCGCUUCCAGAAGGCGCAGUACCUCGCUCUGCCCGAGAGAGCAGAGCUGGCGGCUCAGCUCGGCCUCACUCAGACACAGGUCAAGAUCUGGUUCCAGAACCGGAGGUCUAAGUUCAAGAAACUGUACAAAAACGGCGAGGUUCCCCUAGACCACAGUCCUAACGCCAGCGACUCCAUGGCCUGCAAUUCCCCGCCCUCCCCCGCAGUGUGGGAGAACAGCACCCCUCAGAACACCCCGAUCAGCAGACCUCAGGUCCCGCAGCCGACGCACAGCUCGUCGCCGCCAUACCUGGAGGAUUAUAACAACCACUGGUACCAGCAGGGAUCACACCUACAGCACCCGGGCACCGUGCACCACCCAGUCCCGCAGCAAAGUGUGGGAGCUGUUUAUUGACAAUGACUCAAGAGCAGAUUCAUCUCCUCAGUUUUUACAAACGAGGUCUCUCCACAAUGACUCUGCAGAGCAAAGGUUGACUGGACCGGGAGGAGGCCUGAAGUGAAUUGCUUUUGGGUUUUUUGGAUGAUCAAGACUCUUUGAGAACUGGGUUUUCCAUUCACAAAGCACAUAAGGGAUUUCUGAUCACUUGUGGCAGCAUAUUUAACGGACAUCUGGCGUGAUUUUUUAAAUUAUUUAUCGCUUCUGUUGUAUUUCCUUAACUUCUUUUGUAAAUGAAUAUGCAAAGUUUUUUAAACAAGUAGCUUAACUACAAACCGAAUAUUGACAAAACGGUGCAGUUGAUCCAUGCUACAUUCAAAUCAUGCAUGUGGGUUUGUAGAGAGCGCGUCAAAUAAAAAAAAAAACUCAGGUCAUAUUUAUAUGGAUUUGUACAAAACGUCGAAGGUUGUAAAUAUGUGUUUAUAUGCAGAACCACUAUGAUCAUUUUUGUUUGAAACAGAACGACUGCACUGUGGUGCUUCCAAAACCAUUUUCAUAUCCAUGUAAUUAGCCCACUUGUUGCCUUCUUGUCAAUUGAAUAAAGGUGUUACUUGCA
Molecule: messenger RNA, 1854 nt
Organism: Siniperca chuatsi (mandarin fish)
Lineage: Eukaryota; Metazoa; Chordata; Actinopteri; Centrarchiformes; Sinipercidae
Gene: dlx3b
Product: distal-less homeobox 3b
Exons: 3
Coding region: 414-1256 (280 amino acids)
Biological process (GO): epithelial cell differentiation; embryo development; regulation of transcription by RNA polymerase II
Molecular function (GO): RNA polymerase II cis-regulatory region sequence-specific DNA binding; DNA-binding transcription factor activity, RNA polymerase II-specific
Source: RefSeq, a predicted model, not a curated record